AUGGAUUCGUCGGGUUCUCAGGACAAGAAGCCUGUCCCUACUUUCUCCAGUUUCAAGCCUCUGCCGGCUCCUCCGGAAGCUGAUCACGCGGCUGGCAAGAAACGGCGCCAUGAACAUCAAUCUCGCUCUCCCCGGCAAUCCUUGAAACGGGACCGCCGUCAUUCUCCUCAUCAUCGUCCUCAAUCCUCGCGCCAUAACCGCCCCCGAUCCCCUUCACCAGGCCGCCGAACUUCUCGGGGCCAUGAGAGAACUCGCGAUCGCACCUCGCAAGACAAGCUUGGUCGCGAGAAGGGUGAUGCAACUUUAACGGCUAUCAAAUCGGCAAUCCGGGACCUUCACGCUACUCGGGAACAACGAUUUUCUCGGGAACAUGAGAGAACUCGUGAUCGCACGUCAGACGACAAGCACGCCCGCCAGAAGGGGGAAGCAGCUUCAUCAGCUGUCAAAUCGGGAUCCCGGGACCUUGACGCUGCUCGGCUUGCAUCCCGGGACCUUCGAGCUUCUCGGGAAAAUGAGAUUACUCGCGAUCGUACCUCGCUUGACGAGCCUGCUCACGGGAAGGAGACCGCUCAUGAAUUGGCUAUGGAACCUGCAUCCGGAGACCUUUCUCAUCUGAAGUCCCAUGAGCUCUAUUUCAUCGACACGGAGGGCGAUCGCUCUAGCCUCAAAUAUGGAACCGCACAUCGUUACGACACCCCUCUGUACCAUCGAUCUGGCGCAGGCCGGGUACUGGGUCUGCCUCCGAAUUUGGUCAUCGAUCGAAGCUACCCACAAGAUGACACCAUAGUUCUACGCGACACGAGCAUCAAGUCUCGAAACGUCACCUUUUCCGGCCCGUUGUCUGGGCCUGUAAAGCAGCCAACGCAGCUCUACCGCCUCCAACAGGAUGCCAAUCCUCCCUCCGCCAAGGAGCUGGAGCAUCAUAUUAUGCCACUCGAUCAUGCUACCAAAACCGAGUCUGGAUACCACAUCGAUGAAGAUGAUUCAAACGACGAGCAUUAUGCCUACCGUUCUAUCCAUGGCAAAGCAAAGGUCGAAGAUAUGCAUCCCAAGGGCAUGGAACCUAUCAGUGGUGAGGACGGCCAGCCUGGUGAUCGUGAAGUCAAGUUUGAAGCUGAGCGCCAAGCUCUCAAUAAAAAACUAUGGCAUGCUUUGAUCGACGACCCGAAAGACGUUGCGGCGUGGCUCCAGCUCAUUGACCUCCAAUAUGCUCUGAUUCUUGGUCCUGGGGAAGAUGAUCGCCCCUUGACAUCUGCAGAACGUCAGAGCGUGGCCAGUACGAGACUGGGGCUCUACGACAAAGCCCUGGCGAAGUGUGGUGACACUGUUCACAAGGAUCUGUUCUUGCUAGGCCGCCUUCAGGAAGGUGGCCUGCUCUGGGACAGAAAGAAACUAUGGGAAGAAUGGGACAAGACCUUGAAGGAGAAUCCCGAAUCCAUCAGUCUCCAGUUGAUGCAUUUGAAUCUUCGACAAACAGACUUCCAAGACUUUGCUCUUGAAGAUUACAAGUCUUUGUUGGUCGAUUACAUCAAGCGCAUUGACGGCGAUUCGAAUGCAUCUGGUAUAUCUCAAGUUCAACGCUACCUGUUUUUGCGUUUGACUCUUUUGCUUCGUGAAGCAGGGUACACUGAACUUGCAGUUGGUUUCUGGCAGGCUGCACUUGACUUCGCUUGCUUCCGGCCGGAUGCGCACCUUCAGGGAGACCGCGACCAGGCUAUUCUGCAGUUUGGCAAAUACUGGGACUCCGAAGUUGCGCGCUUGGGUGAGGUUGAUGGACAGGGCUGGCGAGGCGAGCAAUCCAGGGUCGACUCUGUCAGUCGUGAGCUUGGUGCUCAUGUUGACCUUUCGUCCCUUUUCUCAUCUUGGGCAAGCUCUGAGAGGCAUCGCAUCCGAAGUCUCAGAAUGCCUGCUCGAAGUGUAGACGACUACGGAACUGAUGUGGAUACUGCGUACUCGGUGGUUCUUGCGUCUGACCUUCGCGAAAUCCUGUCCCCGUUCUGGCACCCGACUGCGUCUGAAGAUAUCGUAAAUGCCUUCUUAUACUUCUGCCACUUGCCGCAUCUCACUACUGUCGCAAAUUCCCAGACGAGUCGGCUUUGGAACGGCGAUAAUUUCCUACGAAAUGAAUCCAUGGACACAGUGAAUAUUCAACUUUCCGAUUGGCUCCCAUCUGAGGUUGAUAAUGAGUCGCACGCUUCCAUUUCGCCAUUUUCAUUCCCAGUCGUCAACUUCUUGCACACGACCGAGACGCUAUUUGCUCCGGCAGACUGGUUUUACUCUCUUCAGUCUUGGAGCAGAGCCACCAUUCGCCAAUCACACUCUCUUGACACAGACUGGGUGCGACGGACCCUGCGAUCUUUGGUUGAGCGUUUCGACCAAGAUGACCAUUUGGCCGAGUAUGCUCUGGCAGUGGAAUACGCCUGCGACGCCCAAGCAGCAAUUGACUUCGGCGUAGAGUUGUUCAAGCGCCGUCGUCUCAAUCUCAAGCUUCAGAACGCCACUGCUCUGAUGCUUUGCCGGUCACGUGAACAUGAGGUUGCUUAUAAGCUAUGGGCCGUGGCUAUCAAUGACACAACCUCCCCGGCAAAUCACGGAUUGAAGUGUGGACCUCUUUGGAACACAUGGGCCUGGGAAAUGCUCCAGCAGGGCGACUUCAUAAAAGCCUCCUAUCUCCUACAUGCACUACCUCGGGGAGAGAUCGACUUGGUAGCAUUCUGUGCUGCUACUGACAAACAGGAAGGUAACAUUUUUGGACAGCUCAGGCUUGAGAACUUCUUGCAUCAGUCGCGUGAGCAAGCACUCUACCUCGAGCUGCCAUAUGAGUAUGUGGCUUGGGCUGACUGCCUUGCCCUGCUUCGCUACGUCGAAAAGGACUCUCUCUCAAACGCCUCACUGGAUGCCUCACUUGAUGCUUACGUUUCCGCCCAUGUGUUCUUAGAUGCCCUUUCACCUGAAAAGGAAUCUUUCAAGAACUUCGCCACGGAACUCCUGCUUCAGGCCCAAGCCAAGCUGAUCUAUUUCCACGUUUCUCGGAAGGGCCAAUUCCAGCCUCGUCAGCUUCGAAUCACGCUGAAGAGAAGCCUGGACCUGUUCCCAAAGAACACCAUGUUCAUGGCUCUCUUCAUGUGGAAUGAGGCACGCUUUGUGAUGCCUGAGCGAAUUCGUAAUUCGUUGGUUUCUGGCGAACUCGAUCGCAUGGGCCGCUAUAAGGAAGCCGCUCAAGCUAGCGCGUCCGCGUCACCCGUUGCCCCGCAGCAGCCACCAGUAUACUCCCAUUUAUUCAAUAUUUACAGUAUACUCUGUCGCCCAUACUUCCUUGGGGGGAACAUCCACGCUGCACGGUCGGCAUUCGAAAAGGCCAUCGGCGAAGAUUCGGACCCAUACUCUCCUGGCCAUGGUAAACUUGAGGCCCCCACCAGUCUCGGCAACCAAAACGCAUGUUCAAACAUCACCCUCUGGAAACUCUAUAUCCUGUUUGAACUCGACCGGGCAUAUGAUAUCAAGGCCGCAACGAACGUCUUUUACCGGGCAAUCCGUGCCUGUCCCUGGUCCAAGGAGUUGGUGAUGCUCGCCUUUGAGCGUCUUGCUGGUGAGGAAGAUGGUCCCGAUUUCGACGAGCUUCGUGGGCUUUACAAUUUACUUGAUGAGAAGCAACUGAGAAUCCACGUGGACAUUGCCAAAGACGUGGAAGAAGCAUCCGCCCACAGAGCAAAGGCUGCGGUCGAGGCGGAUGAGUGGCUGAAGGACCUGGGAGUAAAGAUGGAGAGCGUUGAAGUGAAGUGA
Messenger RNA from Penicillium subrubescens, 3783 nucleotides. RefSeq lists its product as uncharacterized. NCBI's taxonomy places the organism in Eukaryota, Fungi, Ascomycota, Eurotiomycetes, Eurotiales, Aspergillaceae. Gene Ontology annotation, cellular component: catalytic step 2 spliceosome. Bases 1 to 3783 code for a protein of 1260 amino acids. Gene Ontology annotation, biological process: regulatory ncRNA-mediated post-transcriptional gene silencing; negative regulation of RNA catabolic process. The record is from RefSeq and is a predicted model, not a curated record. The transcript has 3 exons.